GAGAGAGAGAGUGUGAGAGGAGGGACGGAGGAGAGGGAGCACAGUCGAGAUUAGCAACCAGCGUGUGCUCGUCUCGCACUGGGUUGGUGGUGAUCGGGGGCUGGGGGGGGGGAUUCCUGUGGUGCGGUGGCAUAGGCACGAUCCUUGGCGCGUGUUAACGAUCAGGAGAGAACAUGCUCAGCCCACCUACCCAUUAAACAGCUGAUGCAGCCACUGGUGAUGUCACCACGGUGGUGGGCGUGGCUGCUGAGGCUUGGCAGUGUCGGAACUCCCCCGCAGACUUGCGUAAUGAGUGCGAGUCCUCUCGGUUUUCAUAUCGCAGAGGAUAAUUGGGAGAGAGAGCGAGAGGAAGGCCGUUUCAAGCGCUGCAGCAGUGGCCCUGGGAACGGAGGUUGGAGAUGAACCGCGAGAGCCUGAGGUUUCGAUAAACCGCCGAAUGCACGUGGCUCCUGCGCAUCAUGGAAGACGCCCAUAAGACGUGUGCGGCGGAGAGUCCGGCGCCCGGGCGCGCGGCUUCGGCACACGCCGCCGGGCCCAUGGAGGAAGGGAAGGGGCAAGCGUCCAACUUCACCCUCACGGCGGCCACACCUGAGCAGGAGAGCAGCGGGUCGGACUCCACCGACGGGAGGUGGGCCGUCGACCCGAAGAGGAAAAGCUACGACGCGGUUCUCUUUGAUGUCCUCAAAGUGGCCCCUGAAGAGCUCGCCAGCCAGAUAACACUCAUGGAUGCUCCAGUGUUCAAGUCCAUCCAGCCGGAGGAGCUCUCGAGCUGUGGGUGGAACCGCAAGGAGAAGCACAGCCUGGCGCCCAACGUGGUAGCGUUCACUCGCCGCUUCAACCACGUCAGUUUCUGGGUAAUUCGAGAAAUACUUGAAGCACAAACUCUCAAAAUCAGAGCUGAAAUUUUGAGCCACUUCAUCAAGAUUGCCAAAAAACUUUACGAGCUAAAUAACCUCCACGCCCUCAUGGCAGUCAUCUCCGGCCUCCUCAGCGCUCCCAUCUUCCGCCUCAGUAAAACGUGGGCGUGCCUGAGCCGAAGGGACAAGGCGACCUUCGAUAAGCUCGACUACCUGAUGUCAAAAGAGGACAACCACGCGCGAUUGAGAGAGUACAUCCAGAGCCUCAAGAUGACCCCCUGCAUCCCCUACCUGGGCAUAUACCUGUCUGACGUCGUGUACAUUGACUCUGCCCAUCCGGCAUCUGGCAGCAUCCUGGAGAGCGAAAAGAGGUCUCUGCACAUGAACAACAUCCUCAGGGUCAUCUCCGACUUCCAACAGUUCUGUCAAUAUGAUUUCCUACCAAUGCUACUCCAUGUCCAAAAGUACCUUCAGUCUGUGCAGUACAUUGAGGAACUGCAGAAGUUUGUAGAAGAUGACAACUACAAGCAAUCGCUCAGAAUAGAGCCUGCGAGUAGCACGCCGCAGCUAGCCAUGUCGAAGGAGGACCUUACAGGGCCCUCCGACUUGUCGUCAUCCCCGCGCGUCGGCAGGAGACCCACGGCCCCCGAGGCGCUCUCCUUCCACAGUCCGGGAGCCACGCCACCCCUCGCGCGCCACACCCCGCCGUGCUGCCACCGCAAGAGCCGCAGCCUGGGCAGCAGUUUCGUGGGCCCGCAGUCAGGCACGGAGUCCAAGAGCAUGACCCUGCCAGCCGUGCGGCCGCGCCACCUGCUGGACGACAGCGUCAUCGAGAGCAGCAGCCCCCUGCGCACGGCUACCGACGCCUCGUUCCUCUCCAGUGGUCUCUCCAUCGGCAGUAGUGAAGGGUCUGAGCUGAGUGAGGAGCUCAGCUAUGCUGGAUUUGACAGUACACUGCCCCUGCCACCCCACGUGGGGCAAAUGACAAAGUAUGCGACAUGGAGCGCAGGACACAGGAGCAGAUGUGCCAGAGUGCAUUUCAUCAGCAGCUCCCUGGAUUUGGAUGACUCACCGCUGCCUCCUCCGAGCAGCCUGGUCAACUUGGAAGGAGCACUGAAGCGCAGGACCAUCUUGAAGGAAGGACGGAGACCGACCAUGUCUCCAUGGACAAGAUACUGGAUCUCUUUGUGCGGAGCAGAUCUAUACUUUUAUUCGGCAAAGUCCAUGAAGGUUGCGGACAGAAAGCAUUUUAAGUCGCGUCCAUCUAAGAAGGUCCACAUUGCUGGCUGGAUGGUGGUUAGAGCUGCUGAUCCUGAUCAUUCAACUGUGUUUCAACUCACAGACCCCGAAAGAGGCAAUGUGUACAAGUUUCAAGCUGUGUCAGAUGUCAAUGCCAGCCUUUGGGUCAAACAUUUAGAUAAAGCCUGUAAAAGCAACAUAGCCCAGCCACCAGACAACUUGAUGACUUUUGAAUAAUGGUUAUGGACAAGCAACAAGAUUCAACAAUGUGCAAGGCACAUGGCACUUCUGCUUUGAAAAUGCUUAGUUUAAAUGUUGGCACAUGUUAACCUGUGGGUUUAUAUGUUCCAUCCAAAGAGAACUGAUUUUCUUGGCGCAAAGCAUUUGACAUCGAAUUCACCUCUGCGCUGGCUAGAUAAUGAAUUUGAGUGGCUUUUAUACCAUGCAAAUGAAGAUCACUUGAUCCGAGCAUUCAAAUGAAGCGAGACUCGAUGGCUUUCAAAGUUCGUGAAAUGGAUAGAAAAUGAGCCUGAAGACUUGACCACAGUUGCAGUUUCUGCAGCGAAUGAACUGAUUUACAUAACUGGCGCUGUGUUACAAAUGCAAGAUGACAACAUGCCGUUUAGUACGACUGUCCAAACUCUAUGUGCUUUUUAAAGGACCCCCCCCCCCCCAUAUGCAUUUACAUUGAAAUGUUUUAACGUGGUAUAUUUUAACGGAAAUAUAAUUGACGAUAUUUUCCAUUUUCACGGUAUUUUUUUGUAUAUCUAAAACAGUGUUACAGCAUGAUAUUUAUGGGCACUAUGAAGUUGUGUGUUAAAGUAUUGUAAGGUUGGUGUCCAAGCACUUACCGUUUUCACGUUAUGUUUACAAUAAGAGAAACAUGUCAUUGUAUAAUGUACUGUAUUCGCUCUACAUAUACAUCAUAUAUGUAACGUUUAAUGUUAUGUUUUAAUGUUAGCUUUUGUGUAACAGGUUCUUGUUCAAGCUUAAUUUUAAGCAAUGGAAUACCUUUCCAUACAUAUCAACUAUUUGUUAAGCUUGUCAAUUUUUACGAGUGUUUUUUUACUAAGAUACUGCAUGCCAAAAUGAUUUUCGCAUUUUUAUUUUUAAACGACUGCAAAGUGGGAAUAAGCGAAUGUUAUUUUAAACUACACACUUAUAAUACACACAAGACAAAACCGAUGGUGUAUUAGAGUAAUGCGAUUUUACUUCAUUUGUUAGUAAAUAUUUUUUAAGUAAUGUACGUUUCAUUUGCAGUAGCAUUUUUAAAUGCUUCUUGUUAAACAAGAAUGGACUGAAUUAUUUCGGAAAUUUAGUUGUAAUAAAUGCUAAAGACUGCACUUUGCUUUUUGUUGAAUGAUUGGCGUAAACUAACACUCAACUCUUUUGAGUUAUCACCACUUUGAGUUAUCACCACUUUCAGCACCUUUGAGUUGGUGAUCUAGACAAGGCUGAGGGAAUUUUACAUGCAAUACGGUCAACAUGACCUGCAUGCAAGGCAUGAUGGGACUCGGGCCUACCUGCGAUUUGAGCACAGCUGUGUGUGUGUUAAGUAUGUUUUUCGCCUGCCUGAAUUUUCCUGUUUUCAUGGGUUUAAAAUUCAAACAUUUCCAACUCAGCUUUUAUUAUUCAUUACAGUAAAUAUCCUACCCAUUAUGGGCCGCAAAAAUUGGUAAUAAAAAUAAAUAAUCAUUUAACACUUGAGCUUACUAUUGCAAACUACAUCUAGCUACAGCCGUGAAGGGAUGGCCACUACUUUAAAUGUUUAAAAUGGGAAAAUGAGCAAUUGUGAUUUCAACCAGCAGGGGAUGCUGUUUUGUUAAUUUAAACCCGUAAUUGUUUCAAGCAAAUUGUAUUUGGGGACUUAAAAAGUUGGUAAAAUUAUCUCAGUAUUUUGUGGUAAAGGGAAUUCAUGCAUGGGUCCCUCUGACAAUGGUUUCAUGCUCAAAUGCACAUGGGCUGGCGUUCAACUCAAAUUUUAAAUCAAUGGUGUAAAUCCAAAGUCCUAUGGAACGGGCGAAUCAUUCCACAUUGCACUGCACGCAAUGUUAACGAUUUUAUCGACACACCAAAGCCGCAUCAACAUUCACCCGUGAGAUGUAUGAUCUUAGUCACACUGACAUGCAGCCACAAAAAAGUUACAUAAAGCUUGUACUUUCAGACAAGAAACGCCUAAACUUUGCAGAUGCUAUACUCUUGGGUCUUUCGGUAAAGUCACGUAGAUAGGUUCAAAGAAAAUAACAAAAACAAUAAAAAACUACGACGUUUCGAUCGCAACACAAGCAAUCGUCAUCAGGAGAAAAAAGAGAACAGUCCAAAAAAGAGCAAUUUUUGUUAUCUUGAUUGCUUAUGUUGCGAUUGAAAAGUCGUAGUUUUUUUGUUAUUUUCUUUGAACCUAUUAUCUACGUGACUUACCGAAAGACUCAAUAAUUUGAAUUCCUGCAGUCACGAAAGCUUUAAGUCAAGAUUUGCAGAUGCUUUUCAAUUUUUUUGUAAUUUACCCCCAAAUUAUAUUCCUAUUUUGCUAUCCUGUGUCACGUUACGAGACGAAGAAUCCUUUCAAGAUCUCGUGCAGAUCAGUGCAAGCUAUCGUAUUGUGAACGACCCACAGAAGUGGAUAUAAACGGAGAUCAUUUCAAGGGACCUAUGAUCCACACACAGUGGAGGGCAGUACUACGUGAGGUUUGUCGUGACGGUAAGACUAAUAUUUGAUCUCUCAGCUGGAAUUUGUAAGUGCAGGAGCAUAUUUGAUUCGACCACAAUUUGGUGACCGGAGCGAGACCAACUCGCACGCUUGAGGAUCCGGUUCAAUAGAACAGCUGCCUGGAUCCGAACCCAGAGGCCCCAGGGGUUCCAGCCCUGGAACCCCUGGGGGCUCUGGAACCCCUGGCCAACUCAACCGUGCUGUGAUGAUUAAUAAUACACUUGUAUUGAGGGGUCUCGUGUCAGUGUGCCGUAUAAGGUCAACAAAAGAAUCGAACGGGUCAGUCAGCGAUGGGUACGUGCGUCGGAGAACAGUCCAAUAAACCCUGGACGUGUAGGAAUGUCCAGAUACCACAAGCAAAGUCAACCAGUUGAGGGUUGUACAGCCUUUGCGCUGAUGCAUCUUCCCUUGCGAUACACUGAGGAGUUUAUUUAAGCGUUCAAGUCAUUGCGGCAGAUGUGCUGCCAUGACUCCCCGUCUUGCUUUACAUCUUUCCCAUGAGUCUGUGUCAAUGGAACAGACCUGGAGGCGCCUUUUAAAGUGUGUCUUUGUCCUGGAUGAGUGGGCCUGCAUCUUGUUUCAAGCUUUUCACUUUAUUUAGUGUGCGUGUGAGAGCGGGAUUCGUCGAGUGGCAGCUCACAUAAUUAGGAAACGCUGGUGGGGUCAUUAGCUUCCCUUGGGGGGGGGGGCCCUUCGGUACUGACAAGGGGCGAGACGGUUACGUUGAAUCCAUUGCUCCCCAGUAAUACACUAAUAAUCCUUAACCAAUCACUUCUACAUUUCUGACUGCAGGUGGCAGCUGUCAUCCACGCAACUUCUUAACCAUGUUACUGUGAAGGCCUAAAUCUGUAUCGAGUUCCACGUUACUUCUCUCACUAAAAA
This is a messenger RNA of Petromyzon marinus (sea lamprey), 5685 nucleotides long. RefSeq names its product ras-specific guanine nucleotide-releasing factor RalGPS2-like. Gene Ontology annotation, biological process: Ras protein signal transduction. Gene Ontology annotation, cellular component: plasma membrane. NCBI's taxonomy places the organism in Eukaryota, Metazoa, Chordata, Hyperoartia, Petromyzontiformes, Petromyzontidae. The record is from RefSeq and is a predicted model, not a curated record. Gene Ontology annotation, molecular function: guanyl-nucleotide exchange factor activity.